Messenger RNA from Aspergillus ibericus CBS 121593, 1647 nucleotides. RefSeq lists its product as uncharacterized. The record is from RefSeq and is a predicted model, not a curated record. Bases 51 to 1523 code for a protein of 490 amino acids. The transcript has 3 exons. NCBI's taxonomy places the organism in Eukaryota, Fungi, Ascomycota, Eurotiomycetes, Eurotiales, Aspergillaceae.
GCUUUAUACUUUCUGGUCAUUUCACCUCCCCAGAUCAAUUCAGGUCAACAAUGGCAAUUUCUCGUGAAUAUCCCGUGGUUCCACGCCAGAGCACACUGGCUCAGCUACCACCAGAGUCUCCCAUUGACGCGCAAGACCAGAUCUCCGAGCUCCUUUCCAGCGCCUCUCUUAGUCGCCUCGUUGUGCUUGACGAUGACCCAACGGGCACCCAGACCUGCCAUGAUAUCUCCGUCCUCACCGUGUGGGACAUUCCGACUCUACUCGAGGAAUUGCAACAAAGCUCAGCGCCGGGCUUCUUCAUCCUGACCAAUUCGCGCGCUCUGCCCCCGAUCGAGGCCGAAAGGUUGAUACGGACCAUCUGCGAAAAUGUCCUACAAGCUGCCAAGAUUGCUGGAACCACGGUCGAUAUCGUUUUGCGCGGCGACAGCACUCUCCGCGGUCACUUUCCCCUCGAAGCCGACGUCGCGCAGUCCGUCUUUGGUCUCGCAGACGCCAUUGUGCUCGCGCCCUUUUUCUUUCAGGGCGGACGACUUACCAUCAACAACGUGCACUAUGUAGCCGAAGGCGAGAAUCUCGUCCCAGCUGGUGCGACUCAAUUUGCCCGCGAUGCAACGUUUGGAUACAAGAGCUCGAACCUACGCGACUAUGUGAUGGAGAAGGCUCCCGGACGGUUCACGCCGGAGCAAAUCCAUUCCGUCACGAUUGAAGACAUCCGAGUGGGAGGACCCAAUGCUGUCUGCGAGAAGCUCCUAGCCAUUCCCAAAGGAGGCGUGGUGGUUGUCAAUGCUGCUGCUGAAUCAGACAUGCAUGUCUUUGUCGCUGGUCUUCUUCAAGCCAAAUCCCAAUCCCUGCUUGAAGGCAAAGCGAAACACUACCUCUACCGCACUGGCGCUGCCUUUGUGUCCACCACUCUCGGCAUCCGCUCCCAACCACCUCUCACGGCGCAGGACCUCUCCUUGCCAAAACCCAGACAAACGGGCGCCCUCAUAGUCGCCGGCUCCUACGUCCCCAAGACCACUGCCCAGCUGAAAGUUCUUACUGACCGCCGCGGCCCCUCCGGUUCCAACACCCUCGCCAUUAUUGAAUUGAGCGUCGAAGAGCUGAUCGCCUCCACCGAUCAGUCCGAGUCCGUGAUUGCCCGCGUUGUGAAGGAGGUCGAGUCUCAUCUGCUCGCGGGAACAGACACACUCGUCAUGACGAGUCGGCGGUUAAUCACCGGACAGGAUGAGUUGUCUAGUUUGGCGAUUGGAUCCAAGGUUGCGGAGGCGUUGGUGGAAGUGUUGAAGCGGGUGGAAGUUCGUCCGCGGUAUAUCAUUGCCAAAGGCGGAAUCACCUCAUCCGACGCAGCAACAAAAGGCCUGAACAUCAAGCGCGCCAUGAUCAUCGGACAAGCUGCACCAGGAGUGCCAUUAUGGCGAUGUGAUGAGCCGACGUCACGACAUGCCGGAGUGCCGUUUGUUGUAUUCCCGGGAAAUGUGGGUGGAGAGGAGACGCUGUGUGAGCUUGUUGCGGCGUGGAGUUGAAUUCUACUUCUUGAAGUAUAACGUGGAGGGGUGUAUCACUUCGACAGAUAUCAGUAGAUGUAUAUACGCAGAGAUCGAUAGAAGAGCACUUAGAAGCAUGCCUUAUCACCACCCCGAUAAGCCC